CAACACAGAACCAGGCAACAUUUCUAAAAAUCUGUGCGGACCUCUCUAACUCUCUUUCUCUCUCUCCGACGAUGCUGCUGAUGAGGUCCGCCGCCGCCCCCUGCUCUCUCACCUCCAUGCUACUCCGCCGCCUCGCCUCUUCCUCCGCUUCCUAUGCUAUCCGCCGUCACCCGGCCGCAGCCCUCUCUCCCCUCUCCUCUUCCUCCUCUGCCACUGCUAGGUUCACGACCUGGUCCCCUUCCCCUCUUUCUAGCACCACCCGAACCAGGGGAUUCUCGGCAUGGGCGUCGGCCCCGGGACCGCCGGGGGCUAACGAAUCCCCCGUUGCUCAGUCGCUUGAGACCAAGAUCAAGGAGCAGCUAGAGGCGGACACUGUCACCGUCAUUGACACCUCCGGGGAUGGACGCCACGUCUGCAUAGACGUGGUUUCGAAGGCGUUUGAGGGGAAAUCUGCUGUCAGCAGGCAGAGAAUGGUUUAUAAGGUUAUAUGGGAGGAGCUUCAGAGCACCGUGCAUGCCGUGGACCAAAUGACUACCAAGACGCCUGGCGAGGCAGUUGCCAACAAGUAAUCGAUAUCUGCACACGGUGUAAAUUUUGGAGCGCUGAUAAACUGUUGUACCAAGCAAUACUUCAUUUAGAAAUAAUUUGGGGAUAUUGUUGGCAUUGCUUCCAAAAGAAAUAUGUUUUGCCAUACAGGUAGCAUUUUUUUAGCAACUCCUGAGGAUUGUAUCCGUAUGAGUUUCAGGGUUACAACCUUGAGCUCAAGUCCUGGGUUUUUUUUAAUAGCCAGAUUGGAGUUUAUAUGAUUUCUUUCUUAUUUCAAUCGGACUUCGUUUGAUUUUGGUGUGGCUUUGGUCCUCGAGUAUUAUAUUUUUUGGGUAUUUUCUUAA
Molecule: messenger RNA, 890 nt
Organism: Brachypodium distachyon (stiff brome)
Lineage: Eukaryota; Viridiplantae; Streptophyta; Magnoliopsida; Poales; Poaceae
Product: protein BOLA4, chloroplastic/mitochondrial
Exons: 3
Coding region: 72-569 (165 amino acids)
Source: RefSeq, a predicted model, not a curated record